Cyphellophora attinorum is the source of this 924-nucleotide messenger RNA. RefSeq lists its product as uncharacterized. The record is from RefSeq and is a predicted model, not a curated record. Lineage: Eukaryota; Fungi; Ascomycota; Eurotiomycetes; Chaetothyriales; Cyphellophoraceae. Bases 1 to 924 code for a protein of 307 amino acids. The transcript has 3 exons.
AUGGCGCAGGUGAUCUAUCCUCGUCUUGUCGUGGUGCAUGACGUGUCUGUGGAUAGAGGCACAACUCUGAAAUGUCGUGUCGAGAUCAGCCCGACGCGAAUUGAGGGACCGUUCACAUUCACAUUCAAAGAGUAUUAUGCGCUGCCCGAGUGCCUAACGACGGUUCCUGUCAUGACGCCGAACCCACUGUCAGCCCACGACCGCGUUGAGAUCCACCGCCUAGUCAACAAAUACUUUAGGCUUCUUGAACUCGCAAACAAAUUGAGCGAUCCAAAAUUGCCAUGGCUGCUGGGGAUGGCGUGCAGAGAGCAAUUCGUACGGGCUAUCCUCCUAGAGGUUGGCUGCUUCGACUUCAUGAGGAAUUGCGACCCAUUGCCGACGACCUGCCUAGAGCUCAGCUACCACAUCUACCAGUCCGCAUGCGAAGCAGUUGUAGCCAUGCUGCCUGCAUUCAAGAUCCACGGAUUUGUUAUUCAACACCCGGAGCUCGACACCAUAAUCAUUGAGUACUUCGGCUACACAGUACCUCAGUGUCUGAUCUCGAUGUUGUCCUCGCAAGGUCAAGAUCUCCGGCAUCACUGGCUCAAGUACUCCCCGUGGCCAGAUGAUGAGACGAAGGUGUUGGAGUCCCCUUACCUGCAGAAUUCGCGCUGGAUCCUGGUCAAGAGCCCGAAUCGAUUUCUUACCUGGGGUAUUCGCCUGGCAGAAACGGUUGAAGAAGCGAAGGAGGUGGCGCGAUACUGUGCUCGAAACCAGAUCGAAACCUACAUCGUGGAUCUCGAUGGUAUGCACACUGGGUCUCACACGCCUGCGAGCGGCUUGGACGCACCUGUUCCUGCGCCAACGAUGACUGAUGCCCAAGGCCGAGACAGAACUCCGUCUGCGGACCGCGCACUUCCAAGCAUCGAGACCGAUGAACCCUAG